Messenger RNA from Betta splendens (Siamese fighting fish), 8636 nucleotides. It is a transcript of the gene lhx2b, whose product is annotated as LIM homeobox 2b. Bases 911 to 2161 code for a protein of 416 amino acids. The record is from RefSeq and is a predicted model, not a curated record. Gene Ontology annotation, biological process: regulation of transcription by RNA polymerase II; neuron differentiation. Lineage: Eukaryota; Metazoa; Chordata; Actinopteri; Anabantiformes; Osphronemidae. Gene Ontology annotation, molecular function: RNA polymerase II transcription regulatory region sequence-specific DNA binding; DNA-binding transcription factor activity, RNA polymerase II-specific. Gene Ontology annotation, cellular component: nucleus. The transcript is spliced from 5 exons.
GAGUUCGGUGACGGUGGAACAGCCAAUGAACACAAACGGUACGUCGUGACGCAACAGGGCACCGUUGAUAAGGAGCGGAGAGUCCAACCGGGACCGGAGAAGGAGGAACGGCUGUUUUGGGGGGCAGAGAACAUUCGCCUAUCAUCAGUCAACGUAAGGCCAACUCCUCCUCUUCUGCUGUUACGCACAUGUACACAGACUCCUUGGCAAAGACUAAACAUGAAUUAAAACGACUACUGUGAGGGAAAAGUGCUUCUCGCGGACGGACGGAAUUUACUGAGCGAAAGUUUUUUUUUAUCUGCAAAACUGUUUUGAGUGACAUAAAUUAUUCUUCAACCAUCAACUUGGACUGAUCAGCCUGGAGGAGGACAGGGCGCCUGUCUCACAUGCUCCCUCGCAGCUUUUUUGGAAAUAUUAUCUUUAUGAAUGCGAUGUAAAUGUGAUGCUGUUCAGCCUGGGCAGAGUCACUUAUACACAGCUAAUUUAUUGUCGCACAUUGAAAGGCUGAAACAUUACUCCCGGCAAGGAGGAGACUAGAUCCUGAGAGCCGCGCAGCGGAGGCUUCCUUAGUUGGUAUGUUUAUUUACCGUAAAUGGAAAACAGACUGAAAGAGCCAUCUGAUAAUAACAACAAAAGAUCCAGAGAGUAAAUAAAAUCAAACCUGAGCAAGGCAGAAUCGGCGCUGUAAUUUAUGAAAUAAUCAUAGUUGAUUAAUAAUGAGAGCUACAGCGAUUCGGGUGAUGUUUUCCAUUGGCAGAUGAGACAUAGUGUGGAGAACACGUGUCCAAUUUUUCCCUCAUAUUUUUCCUCUCUGUUCUGGAUUUCUCACUUGCCACGGCAAGGAAGGAAAGCCGUUUUUUGAGAUUUUGAGUGGCACUAUUUUCAGGAGAACCCAUUUUCUUUGCCUCUGAUGGACAUCUUGGCCUGCAGAUCCGAAGAGAACAGUUAUAAUAUUCUCCCCUCCGCGGCAACGAUGCUUUUCCAUGGCCUCCCUGGAGGCGACGUGCACGGCGUGGUGGAAGAAGUGGAACGGAGAGGAAAGAACGAGUCAGCGGCCAUCAGCUCAGCUAUCGAUAUGGGGGAGUCAGAGACGUCCAUGCCGUGUAUGACCAGCGAGCGCCUGGCUCUGUGCGCGGGCUGCGGGAGGAAGAUCGCGGACCGGUACUACCUGCUGGCUGUGGACAAACAGUGGCACAUGCGUUGUCUUAAGUGCUGUGAGUGCAAACUCAACCUGGAGUCGGAGCUCACCUGCUUCAGCAAGGACGGCAGCAUCUACUGCAAGGAAGACUAUUACAGAUUUUCGGUGCAGAGAUGCGCGCGGUGCCACCUGGGAAUCUCAGCGUCGGAGAUGGUGAUGCGAGCCCGAGACCUGGUCUACCACCUCAACUGCUUCACAUGCACCACCUGUAGUAAAAUGCUCACCACCGGAGACCACUUUGGCAUGAAGGACAGUCUGGUGUACUGUCGGCUGCACUUUGAGACUCUCAUCCAGGGAGAAUAUCAGACACAUUUUAACCACGCGGACGUUGUUCCACACAAAGGCCUGGGCCCGGCCAACACACUCGGACUAUCCUACUUUAACGGGGUGGGAACAGUGCAGAAAGGCCGGCCCAGGAAGAGGAAAAGCCCUGGGCCGGGAGCCGAGCUGGCAGCUUAUAACGCAGCAUUAAGCUGCAAUGAAAAUGACGGUGAGUCCAUGGACCGGGACUCUCAGUACAGCUCCAGUCAGAAAACCAAGCGCAUGCGGACUUCCUUCAAACACCACCAGCUGAGAACCAUGAAAUCCUAUUUUGCCAUCAACCACAAUCCAGACGCCAAGGACCUCAAGCAGCUCGCCCAGAAGACCGGCCUCACCAAGAGGGUCUUACAGGUCUGGUUUCAAAACGCUCGGGCCAAGUUCAGGAGAAACCUGCUACGACAAGAGAGCACUGGGGUGGACAAAGUCUCUGAUGGCUCAACGCUGCAGGGUGGGACGCCAUCAGGCCCAGCCUCAGAGAUCUCCAACGCCUCCAUGAGCCCCUCCAGCACCCCCACCACCCUGACGGACUUGACAAACCCCACCAUGCCCACCGUCACGUCGGUUCUCACCUCAGUGCCGGGUGGCCUAGACGUCCAUGAGUGCCGGAGCCCUUCACAGACCACGCUAACCAGCCUCUUCUGAUGGAUGUGGUCGUUCUCCUCAUCGCUUUCCCUCAUCAUCUUUGCCACUACUCCGCCCUCCUGGAUCUAAAACUGAGCGCUGUUGACUCCUUCAGACAUUAAACGGAUUAGUAAAAAAGGUAAUGGAAAAAAGAUUUUGUUUUGCCCUGAGCCCAUUAGAGACUAUUUGCAUAGUGAGAUGGCCAAGCCUUACACAUGAAACAAUUGUUGUUUUUUUGAUGUUGUUGUCUUGUUGAGAACUGAGAGGAAUUAAUUUGCAUUUUUCAAUGUUUACAGAAAAAGACUGUGGAAAAAACUGCUUAAUUUUCAGAAAUUCCUUUUUUCCAGCACAGUAUUUUUGUUGUUGUACAAGAGUCACUGUUAGACGGACUGUAAAAUAAUUUCUUUUUGGAAAUCUGAUUAAAUUAAACACAGGUUAAAAUAUCCUAUAAUCGCCUUACAGUCCUUUUAAUCUCGUUAGUCACGUUUACUGUUGUGCAUGUACUCUUGUGGGUCAUGCUUAUUUCUUUUAUGCAUUUGCACACCUACGCAUACAGGCUUCACUCGCAUGAUAAACUUUGAUUUGCUUGUAUUCUUCUAGACAACACAUAAACUGUCACUAUGUUCUUUAACUUUUUGUACUUUAAUUUCAAUUCAAACUUUACUCAAAAGCUACAGAUUACUAUGUUUUAACAGCAGUGAUUAAGCUGCACACAGAUCCAAAAACAACCAAAAAACAUUUGCUGUAAGUCAACUGAACUGGCAACUUUACUCUGUUGUCUGUCACUACAUACAUCUUUUAAAUCUGCAAAUGUGAAGUAAAAUUCCAACACACUGGAAUAUUAAUUUAGUGGAUUGAAAAUUUGAUUAUAAUAAUUAAAAUGAUAUCAUCCAUUUCAUUUACAGACUUUGCAAAAUAGCAUUUCUAUUUUCUUAAAAGCAAUCAAGAGUAGGCAAAGCAAUUUCCCUCUGGAAUUAAUAAAGUUUUUCUGAAUCUUGAAUUUAUGAAACGAAGGCUUUUUCUAUAUAGUGGUGCAAUUAAUCGAUGCAAUUUUUAUUCUGAAAAGGUCUGUGGAGCCAAAUCACAUAAGUGAAGAUGUGUCCUGGGAGGUAUUGUAUGAUAGAUAAUAACAGCUGUGAAUGGAACGUGAGCUGUAGCUCAGCCCCACAACCCUCACAGAGCCACCACAUCAGAAGCUGGUGCCUUUAGUUUACAAAGCAAUAUUCAAAAACAUCUACCGGGCAACAGUGGAGAGAAAAAACUCCAAUCCCCCUUUAAAAGGAAGUAACCCUAGGUUCAGGGUGGGCAGCCAACUUCCACUCUUCAGCCACAGAGCAUUGACAGCAACAACAGGUAGCAAACAGAAUGCAGGCCUCACUAGAAACAAAGCUCUGAGUCUGACAAUGAGCAUAGAAACAUACAGUAUGGCGUGAGAAAGAUGCACAACUACAAGGAUGCAUUAAAAUGUUAGGGUAACAGAAGGUAGAAAGGUGGGAAAAAUAGAGGAGCUCAGUGUGUCAAGGAGGUCCCCCAGCACAGAGAUGGUACAGAAUGACCUGAGCCCCCUCUAACCAUCACAUCACUUCAUCACAAAGGAAGAUUCUAAGUUUGGUCUUAAAAGCAUAGAGUGUAUUUGCCUCCCAAACCUGACCGAGGAGCUGAUUUCCCCAGAGGAGUUCAGUUCUAAAGCUAAAGGCUCUGCCUCCCACUUUACAGUAAGCAACACUUUGUCUUGUCGCUUUCACAUCUCCAGCACCACUGCAGCACCGUGGCUGAAUAUGAUGCAGUACACAGCUGCUCUACAACUGCCUUUACUUUAUUUACUAUAUUAGUGUAUACCAUAAUAAAUAAUACAUCACCGGUGUUGAGGAGCUAAAGUGAAAACUUGAGAUUGUUUGACUGUGUGAAUGGGUCGGAUUCACUUCCCCCACUGAAGAUGGAUGCGAGUGUGCUGUACAUUACUUUCUAACCGUGGCUGCAGCAGCAAAACUACUUAUGGCCAACCAACCAAGACCACAAUCAACCAACUAACUCUAAGAAACCCUAAUCAACCAACUAAACAACCAGCCAACCCUAACCAACCAAUAAUAAACUGUUAUGAAACUUCUUCCUGAUUUACAUUUCUAAACUGCGGGUUAUUUCAUUCGACAAUCAUAGUUUUUAUUGUAAUUAGGGAAAAUCAGUCAGAACAAGGAGAUCUAGUUUGUAGUGUGUCUGUGUAGUAAAAGUUUAGCAGUAUCUGUGGCCUGGUGCCAUAGCUCUGACACAAUUUCUGUAAAACAUCAAUAAUGCAAUAAUAAUAAUAAUAAUAAUUUAAUUUACUUUUAUUUCAAUAGCAGAAGUCCUGACAUUAUUGCAAAUGUUUAAUGCAUAUGAAUACAAAAUCUGCACCAAUAAGCUGAGCUGUUAGUGUAAGCUCCAUUAUCAUUAAGGAUGAGGAGUGCAUGCGGCGCAAGUGGCCAUCAGAUACGAGAAACUAAUACAGUAAGUGGUACCACUGCACUGUGUCUGUGUGUAUGUGUGUGCAUGCGUGAGUGCGUGCGUUUGUUUGUUUGUUUUAGGCUGUUACUCAAGGAAUUCCAUCAAGUCAAACGAACAUAUGAUGUGUCGGCCAAGCCUGGCUGACACCUCAUCUCAGAGUAGUAUAAGGACAAAACAUAGUCCAAGCUAUAAAUUCUCUGCUAGAAAAAAAGCUGCUUGGCUGCUGCUUCAUGUUAAUGUGUGAUGUGAAUGUGAUCCAGCAAUUACAGGGAAAGGAAGCAUCUUGGCAGCAUCACAGAGAAUAAACAAAAGACAUUCAUAGCUGAAAAUGUAUUGUGUGUUAAUGGAUGAUUGUGCUUUUAUUUUCCUAUAAACUGUUAUUAUAAGCACAAUGAACUGACUUUCCACAGCAGCUUCGUACGGCCCAGUAUUCGGCCACUACUGUUCUUGGUGAAGCCAAUGCAGAAAAUUAAGAUUUAAAAGUCAAACCAUAGCUGAUUUUAUUUCUUGUGACAUUUUAAAUAUAUGUUUUUUUAAUAAAAACUGUGGUUAUCUGUUUCUGGAUAAGAGAAAAAAAUCACUAUUCAUCAUGGCCCAGCUGCUUUUCCUGUUAUGGGUUGCAUAUGUGAACCAAUUCUACUGUACCUGUACCUGUCAUAAGCCAGAGGUGGGAUCUGUCCAGGUUUACAGUCUGUUAUAAAAAGACAAAGUUUAACAUAACUUAUAAGUACAGUACAGCUGGACAUUAAAAUCCAGGCCACUCAGUCUGUGGAAUAAUACUGCGCCAAUUUACAGUACCGCCCUAUUCCAGUGUCCUUAGCAGCUGUUGUCCUUGUUGGACAACUUCCAGCUAACUUUUAGCCACAGCUGUCUUCUGUGCUUCAAGGAAAUUUAAAGCAGCAACAUAGUUCGAUGCUGUUCUACAGUAGUUUUCUAAUUCUAAUUUAAUCAUCACACACUGCAGAUGUAUGUGUGUGAAUGUCAACGGCGCUGGCCACUAUAAAUCAGGGGGCACUGUUCCUAAAAUGUGAAAUGUUAUAUGAAAGAAGCAAGGUUUUAUUAAGGUGGAAUAUUCUACUUUUUUCGAAUAAUCAUUUUAACUAUAUAUAAAAGUAAGCAAUUUAAUUCUAGCUCAGAUUUUCUCUCUUUCUCUUAUAUAUAUACACCGUUCAAACGUUUGGGGUCACUUAGAAAUGUCCUUAUUUUUGACAGAAAGGCACUUGUUUUGCAAUGAACAAUUCAGAAAUACACUGUUUACAUCGCUAAUGUGGUAAAUGACUAUUCUAGCUGCAAAUGUCUGAUUUUUGCUGCAAUAUUUACUGUCACUGCAGUGUAGUAAUGGUACAAUGUGUCUGCUCAUUGCUUCAGAAGGCCCAGAUUACCAGAUUACCUCAACAAAUUAACAUCCAAAAUGCCAAAGGCCUGCAAUGCUGUAAUUGCUGCAAAUGGAGGAUUCUUUGACGAGAGCAAAGUUUGAGGAUUAAAAAAAUUAUUAUUUCAAAUACAAAUCAUUAUUUUUAACCUUUUCAAUGAGACUAUAUUUUCCAUUCAUUUUACAACUCAUGCUGGUAAAUAAAAGUGUUACUUGUAAUGGAAAACACAAAAUUGUCCCCAAACUUUUAAACGGUAGUGUAUAUAUGACUGAAUGAAUUUACAUUAAACGUCACCUCUUACCUGGUAUUUAUGUGAUAAAAUUACGUGGAAAACACGUAAAUUACAUAAAGUUCAAGUUUUAGGCAUGAUUACUUUUUGAGUGUAGCAACAGGCUUUCUCAUGAUGCAGGUUGUGUAGAUAAAACAUUAUAAUCUAUUACACUAGCUCUGUUGUAUUUAAUCAGACAUUUAUUAAUUAUCAUUUACAACCAUACUGUAAAUCCCUAAAACAUGACUUCAUCUCGGUGGGUCAUGAUUCCACGAUAGAGACUGUGAUUCACAUUCAGGAUUCCUGGUUCGUUACAGCUCUGUGUUGGAUAUUUGAUUUAUUAUUAAUCGUAUUUUGUGAGCCUACAGUUGCAAUAAUUAACCAUGACAUGGUUCCAGUAACCUGAUGUUGCUAUUACUUUGCAAAUCAAGGUUUUAAAUCCCUGAUUUAAAUCUUAUUUCUAAACGCCGUUAUCACAAAGUUGCCUCCACAUUUCUAGUUCACUGCAGCAUAACGGCCUGUCAGACUGCAGUGCAGGGAUUCAUUUCUUAUGUGUCAUGCAGUAUAGUUCAUAGCAAUAUAGUUAUAUUUAUACAGUAUAGUGCACUAUACAGUAGCUGAUGCACAGUAACCCACAGACACACAACUGCUGUAUAGCUACUACUGUAUGUCCCAGAAGCUGUUUAUACAGUACAUUAAUUACAGGACUGUAAUUAAUGUACAAUAUAUCAUUUCUCAGUUUGGCAAAAUACAGUUUUACUGUAUCUCAACAUGUCAUGAAUUAUACAGUUUGACAAUGAAGUGAUAAUAUUGGUGGGAUUGUUUGUGGACAUGCAGCUAAAUGUUAAAACAAUCUUGUAUCAAGUUUGUCUUGUAAAGUAAAACUUCCAUGCGGCCAUACAGUACCUUGAGGAGAAGACCAAGAAUAAAACUCAUUCUGCUGGGUUGGUUCUCAAGGAAGCUUGGUUACUAUAUAGUAUAAGUACACUAGGUGUGUGAAACCAAAAAGACUUCCCUGACACAAAUUUCCAUUUAGUGACCCUUUUUGUUGCUUUAUCUUCUCUAUAGCAGGUGGCAUUUUAUUGCUACAUCGCCUGCUAUUCUUCUAGCCGCUAGGUGUCUCAUGAACUGUUACUGGUACAUUUCUUGAGACUGAUUCUUUUGUGCUGCCUAGUCCAUAACACAGUUUCCUUCUUUCUAGAUAGUUAAUUCUGCUAUUUUUAAAGUAAAUUCUUUAUUACUUGUUUUUGUUAAUUGAAAGGGGUUUAUUCACUUGGAUGAAUGUAUCCCUGGAACAUAAGAAUUCAUCACUAGUUUGGACAAACUCUUGGCCCAAGCCUAGUCUAGGAGCAAUUAACAUUUGUCUGUUUUUUUCUUUUGAAGGGGUUUUUGGUUACCCAUCUUAUAAGGAUUAUGGAGUCAUGGUACAUAGGAGAACCCUUUCAGAAAGAUGGAGAUUUACCUGUUAACUACAUUUCCUACAAUCCUCUGCACAUCAGACAUUUUGCUCCUUCACCCUCAGGGUAGGAAUAUCACUUCAUCCUUAUCCUAGGCCUUACCCUGGUAACCGUCCUAGUGACUGAAUCCUACACUGAACAUUUAGUCCUACUGUACACAGUGAUGACACUAGAUAGGAAAUUAACAUAGAAAUCUUGCUUCUAUUAACUCAGCUCUCAUCAUCACAUUAAACAACAAUACUAUAUUUAUAAUACCAUUCUGUAAAUUCAAUCUUUUUUUUCAGUGACACGCCACCCAUUGAGCAUACACUUUUGUCCCACAUGCAGAAGGUUGGAAGAUUUGGAAGUAUGAUUCAAGAUUCAAAAAAACCUUUAUUCAUCACCGAGGGAAAUUGUUUUGCCAACUUUUGAUUGCUUUCACAAGUAGAAGCUAGUGUAGAAGCGACGAUGGGCCCUCAAGAUAGUCAAACCAACCAGUUAGCGUUGUGAUCGGAAGCUAUCAGUGAUGAUAUAGGACACAGCUAAUAGCCAAUGUCCACAGUAUUACAGUAUUUGGAGAGGCCAUUGUGCUUUUUAUGGUUAUGUGAAUGGAACAAAGCACUCUUUGGGUCAUUGCUAAAGUGACAGACAUAGACACUGGGCAGAAAGCCUCAGGUGAUUACUUGUAAUGCAGAUACUGUCUCCUCGUGGACAAAUGGAAAAACAACACUCCAGCCUGGUGAUGUGGGCCCAUUUCUCACAGAUAUGUUUGGCAAAAAUAAAAACAUAAUGAUGCUAUUGUGUUUUUUCUGAUUUAAUGUGCAUUUAACUAAAUAGUGUGGGUCAGCAAAGCAUGUGGAGCAUUUUCUUUUCUUUUAGUUUCGAAAAAUGACCCAACAUCCUGUUAAUGUUAAUAAAUGUAUAUAUGAUCAUUCUUA